AUGACUAGAACUACUGUUGAACCUAUCAAAUAUGAGGCCCCUUCGUGGGAGCACAAGAGUGUGCAUGUGUCCGACGACCAUAGAAGAAUCAUCCCUAAUGUCGGCGACGACGCGACACGCCCAAAGGGCCGCAUUCGACGUUCAAUGACCGCUUGUAAUACCUGCCGCAAGCUUAAAACUCGAAUCGACUGUCAGCUCCCUGAGACAAGUGAGCGCUUUCAAGACAGUACUCCAAUGUGGUCAGACGCAACGACAGCUAUCCCCUCCAUUGAGGAGCGUCUCACUUCCCUAGAGAGGAGUAUGAGAGAGAUGACUGGCAUGCUCCGACAGAUCUUGAAUCAAUCACCAAGCGUCUCUAAUAUCUCUGUACCUCCGUUGGCUCGGAGUGUUCUUACGGAAGACACGGCCUCCAUUGAAGGAAACUCGUUUGGCCCUUUCCUACCUAGGCCCGUUCGGCUGAUUCAGGACCUCCAAUCUGAGUUCUUUGGGGAGACAAACCGCAUUCCUGUUGAAUCCCCUUUCUUGGGUAACAGCUUUGAGAAGGGUGUCUUAGAUUCUAAGUUAUCUCUCAAGUUGGUACAGCUAUUUGUGGAGAAUUUCGGUCCCCUAGUGUCCAUCAAUAAUCCGUCCGACUUCCACAAUGAGAUGACAAAAACCGAUUCAUUACUAUAUAGCACUGCCUGUCUGCUAGCCUCCCGAUAUGUGCCAGGCAUACCACCACCGAUUCUCCAUGCCAUGAACCUCCAAGUUCGACAUAAGGCAAUCAAUCUGUUGUGGGAGAAACCGCCUUUGAAGUACGAAUCGCUCCAGGCACUCGCCCUUCUUUGUCUAUGGCCAGCGGCAGGCCAGAAGGAGUUCCCCAUAGAUGGCUGGUUACUGAGCGGGACUGCAAUCAAUCAUGCCCUCGUCUCCUUUGACUUUCUCAAUCAGGUGCCUUCAGAGCUUCUAAUUGACAACGAUAUGGCCGCUCAAUUGCGGCUCUGGAACGCUUUCUGCUUGACACAGUUACACUUCGCUGUUGGCAACGCACGUCCAUUCAAUUUACCACAGAGAUAUCUCGAUUAUUGCCCACGACUUCUCGAGCACCCCGCUGCAACGGUUGAGGAUGGCAAGGUCGUGGCAGAGAUUCAGCUGUACUUGAUCACAUUACGACUCCAAGCCAACGAACAACGCAUGCGAUUCGCGGAUGUUGAGUACGAAGAGAUCGAACGGUGGAAGGUUGAAUGGGCUCAUCUCCUUGCUGGUGAUGAAAAUUCAACAUUUGAGCUUAGUCUCUGGUUCUGUCAGAUCCUCUUGUAUCGAACAGCAAUAAGGUUCCAGGCAGAGUCCGAAAGACUCACGUCGGAAAUUCUCCAGGGGUCACGCUUGAUCAUCUCGAAAUUCCUGCAACUCCGAUUCGUCACCGCACUGAGAGUGGUCGAUCAAGCAUACUUCAUCGUCGGUUACGCCGCUCUAAAUCUUUGCGACUUCAAUUUCCUCGACCCCCUCAUCGACCAGAUUCAGAUGUUUCUGCUGCAUCUGUCGCCAAACGAAGACCACAUCGCAUACCGGUUUUCAUGCAUGAUAGCGGAGUUCAAGCGUCGCUGUGCCGAAUGCAACGACCCUUGCAGCGCAGUCGAUGGUUCUCAGUGCUCGUUCGGAGAUGCCCGGAAGAUGAGCAUGGAACAGGUACAAUUCGUGUCACCCCUGGUGGAUAGCAUGAUUGAGGGAUAUAGCGGUUUAGAGCAGCUGAUCCCUGAUGUCAUGCCACAGUCAUUUCCGGAAAAUGUCAUUAGUGGCAUGGCUGUGACUGAGGCCAUCCCUGUGGGAUCGGCGCCAUAUUAG
This is a messenger RNA of Aspergillus nomiae NRRL 13137, 1824 nucleotides long. Its product is annotated as fungal specific transcription factor domain-containing protein. Gene Ontology annotation, molecular function: transcription cis-regulatory region binding; DNA-binding transcription factor activity, RNA polymerase II-specific. Gene Ontology annotation, cellular component: nucleus. NCBI's taxonomy places the organism in Eukaryota, Fungi, Ascomycota, Eurotiomycetes, Eurotiales, Aspergillaceae. The transcript has 5 exons. The record is from RefSeq and is a predicted model, not a curated record. Gene Ontology annotation, biological process: regulation of DNA-templated transcription. The coding region runs from base 1 to 1824 and encodes 607 amino acids.